AUGCCAGCGUCGGAGUUUGUGUUUUUCAUGGAUGCGCGCGUCGAGCACCAGCGCCGGCGCAACCGGCUCAAGCAGAAGCGCCACCGCGACCGGUUCACGACCGAGCGCAGCCAGCUCCUGAGCCAACUAGCUGAGCUCCGCGACGUCGUGGCCACCCUAGCGACGCGCCUGCCUGUCCCUGCCCCGACCUCGACCUCGUGCUUGCCAUGGAAGGACGUGGCCGCCGGCCUCGCGCAGGCCAACGCCGAGUCGCGCCUCACGCUACAGGUGCUACGCGACGCCAAUGCAUCCAUGCAAGACCUCGCAUGUACGCUGGCGACGUGGGUCGGUCAGUCGGUCCCGUCGCCCUCACAGCUCGAUGAUAACCCACUGCGCGGCUUGACGGCCUUGACGCUGCCCGCUGACCCGGAAGCGCGCAAGCGAGGACUCGAUUGGUACUCGCAGCACUUGCUGUUCAAUACGGACCGCAUGCUGCAGCUCUGUGGGUUUCCAUCAAAAGGGACGCUCCACGACGUCCUUGUGACAGACGACGCCGAGAGUGGCUUGUCGGACAUUCUGGGGCGCAUCCAGAUCGAGUACAACCUCCCGCUGCACAAGACAUACAGCGCGCUCGCCGAUAAGAUUUGGGGCGAGCUGCGCGGGGACACGCACGUGUCCAUGUCCGAGUUUCUCGACACCGAGACGACAGCCGCGAUCGACCCUAAAAUGCUCUACCGCCGCACACCGCUCGGGCCGAGAGAGAGCAACUACUACGUCUGUCGCGAGUUUGCAUCGGACGACCGCAUCGUCUUUUUGUUUGGGAAUUUCAGCCAAGACGUCCUCCACCCUAUCAACCACAUGUGGCGCCCGCGACUCUUUUGGUACGUCCUCGAACGCGUCGCACCCAACCAAACGCGCGUCCGAACCAUGUUAUACAAUGGCCCAAAAGUUGUACACGGCAAAGUCAUGACGUGGCGCGACGAUCUGCUUCGGAUCGAACAGUUUGCAAAGUGCAGUGCCGCGUCCAGUACGACUUCCCAUGCGUUUGCUCGGUACCAGCACUUGGUCGUCCAGCACGGCUGGCAGGCGUUCCUCGACAGUGUCCUUGGCGUCAUAGCGCUGCCGUCCGAGGGUAGUACAGCUCCGCGCCUCAACCACUGCCAUCGAGCCGCGGCCGACAAGGCGUAA
This is a messenger RNA of Saprolegnia parasitica CBS 223.65, 1167 nucleotides long. RefSeq lists its product as hypothetical. The transcript is spliced from 4 exons. The coding region runs from base 1 to 1167 and encodes 388 amino acids. The record is from RefSeq and is a predicted model, not a curated record. NCBI's taxonomy places the organism in Eukaryota, Oomycota, Saprolegniomycetes, Saprolegniales, Saprolegniaceae.